Echinops telfairi (small Madagascar hedgehog) is the source of this 467-nucleotide messenger RNA. RefSeq names its product 60S ribosomal protein L36a. Gene Ontology annotation, molecular function: structural constituent of ribosome. Gene Ontology annotation, biological process: translation. NCBI's taxonomy places the organism in Eukaryota, Metazoa, Chordata, Mammalia, Afrosoricida, Tenrecidae. The transcript has 5 exons. Gene Ontology annotation, cellular component: cytosolic large ribosomal subunit; ribosome. The annotation marks the transcript as partial. The record is from RefSeq and is a predicted model, not a curated record.
CCCGCCUCCCAUGAGGAAGUGCGAUCAAGAAUCUCCUACAUACUUCCGUUUCCGGGCCCUGGGCUUUCUUUUCGUGCUGGUAGCGCUCCUGUAAACAUGGUGAACGUUCCAAAAACCCGCCGGACUUUCUGUAAGAAGUGUGGCAAGCACCAACCCCACAAAGUGACACAGUACAAGAAGGGCAAAGAUUCUCUGUAUGCCCAGGGAAAGCGACGAUAUGACAGGAAGCAGAGUGGCUAUGGUGGGCAGACGAAGCCAAUUUUCCGGAAGAAGGCUAAAACCACAAAGAAGAUUGUGCUGAGGCUUGAGUGUGUUGAGCCCAACUGCAGAUCUAAGAGAAUGUUAGCUAUUAAGCGAUGCAAGCAUUUUGAACUGGGAGGAGAUAAGAAGAGAAAGGGCCAGGUGAUCCAGUUCUAAGCUUCAUCAUGGUUUAUUGACAAAACAAUAAAGUUUUAAUGUUACAGGUA